GUCUGUUUUAUUUUUGAAGUUCACCCGCAAAUUAAAAAAAUAAUUUUUGAUUUUAGUGUUUUUUAUUUACUUUUGAAAUCAGUUUGUUAUUUAGAAUAAUGCGUUCUGUUAAAGAAAAACCCUCAAAAUCUUCGAUAAUAAAGUCAUUAUCGAAGAACCUCAAAGCAGUUACUACAAAUACUGAAUCUUUUCUAAGAAUAAACCCAGAAACAUCCAAUAAAAUCCGAAAACUCUUACAACAAACUUAUAAUCUAACUUCUUCAAAGGACUCAUCAAACCAAAACUCACUCGAUAUUCUACCCGAAUUAAUUGUCGACGAUUUAGAUGCUGAACAAAUUUGGCAACUAAUAGAAUUGAGAAACAAUGUUGUUUGGCCACAAUUUCUUGAAAACACAUCCAAAAUAUUACCUCUAAAAGAUGAACAAAUUCAAAUUAGAUACAUGUCAAGUGCCAAUGAAACUGAACAGCAAAAUGAUAACGACCUUGAAAAUACUUCCCCAAACAAUUCUGAUUUAGAUAAUUUAAGCGAUCAUGAUUUUGAGGAAUCCCAAGUGUUUGAGCAUGAAAGUAAAAAGAAAUUCGCUAGAAAAGAAAAGUCAUCAAUAGUUGAUGAUAAGUUCUUUAAACUGAGCGAAAUGGAAGAGUUCUUAAAGGCGGAAGAUGAAAAAGAACUUAAAAAACAAAACGGUCGUCGUUUGAAAGACGAUUAUAGCAUAAAUUUGUUUGCUGAUGAUUUUGAAAAUGAAGACGAGGAAAAUGUUUGUUAUAAAGACUUCUUUAAGGAAGAUGAUGAAGCUAAAACAACUUCAAUAAAAUCAAAGCACACAUUGGAUGAAUUUGACCAAAACAAUGAAGAUGAUGAUCUUGAUGAUGAUGAAGUUGAUAAUGAUGAUGAUGAUAAUGACCAUGACGAUGAUGAAAAUGAAAUAGAAUAUCAAGAUGCAAAUAAAGAUUUCAAUUCAGAAACUGAAUCUAUUGGCAAUUCAGAUACAAAAGAGAAAGAAAAGCCAAAGUCGUCAUUUGAAGAUCGCCAAGAGCGUCUCAAUCAACGCAUUAACGACUAUGAACAAGUAAUUCUGGGCGAAAAGCCUUGGCAAUUGAAAGGAGAAAUAAAUGCCACAAAUAGGCCUCAGAAUUCUCUACUCGAAGAGAUUCUCGAAUUUGAAGCAACAACCAGACCCGCUCCCAUAAUAACCGAAGAGACAACCUUAAGAUUAGAAGAUAUUAUCCGACAGAGGAUAAAAGACCAAGUAUGGGAUGAUGUAGAAUUAAAAAUAAAGCCAUUGCAAACAGCUCAAGAAUAUCGAAAACAAUUGGUUCUGAAUCAAGAAAAGAGCAAAGAAUCAUUAGCUCAUAUAUAUGAAAAAGAAUACCAACAGGAGAUCGAAAAGUUGGAUCCAAAUGCAGCCGAUGCAAAGGAAGAUGAAGAACCUAAAUCGCAUAAGGAAAUAAAAGAAAUGAUGGCUUCGUUAUUUGUUAAAUUGGAUGCUUUGUCGAAUUUCCAUUUCACACCGAAACCGGUUGCACCAGAGCCUAAGAUAAUAACAAAUACACCAGCUAUAAAUAUGGAAGAAGUGGCACCUGUUGCUGUUAGCAGUGCCAAAUUAUUGGCACCGGAAGAAAUAAGAAAACGUAAUAAGAGCGAUAUUCUUGGUAGUAAUGAAAGGAAAAAAACUGAUAAGAAUCGUGAGAGGAGGCAUAAAAAGAAUAAGCAAAAAGCCAUACACAAAGCAAUUGAAGAAAAGAAUAUUCAAAAACAAAAAAUGGGUAUUAAGCUUAGUAAAAAAGAGGAAACAGCUAGUAUGACGAAUAAGUUAACAAAGCGUAGAAAUGUUGAAAAGAUUACGACAUCCCAAGAUGCUGGUUCAAUGAAAUCUUCGAAGGCUUUCUUCUCCAAACUACAUGAAACUACAAUGUUGCAAAAGAAGUCGGUUAAAAACACAAAACCAGACAAAAAUCCUUUUUCAGCAAAAAAACUCAAAUUGUGAUGAAUCAAAGCUAAUUCCUUUCAUAGAAUGAUAUGUUAACUGAAAAAUAAAAACAUAGAUUAAAAUCUAGUGAA
Episyrphus balteatus (marmalade hoverfly) is the source of this 2062-nucleotide messenger RNA. Its product is annotated as U3 small nucleolar ribonucleoprotein protein MPP10. Lineage: Eukaryota; Metazoa; Arthropoda; Insecta; Diptera; Syrphidae. Gene Ontology annotation, cellular component: nucleus; sno(s)RNA-containing ribonucleoprotein complex; small-subunit processome. The transcript is spliced from 3 exons. Gene Ontology annotation, biological process: rRNA processing. Bases 99 to 1988 code for a protein of 629 amino acids. The record is from RefSeq and is a predicted model, not a curated record.